Agrilus planipennis (emerald ash borer) is the source of this 438-nucleotide messenger RNA. RefSeq lists its product as uncharacterized. Lineage: Eukaryota; Metazoa; Arthropoda; Insecta; Coleoptera; Buprestidae. Gene Ontology annotation, biological process: translation. Gene Ontology annotation, molecular function: structural constituent of ribosome. Gene Ontology annotation, cellular component: mitochondrial large ribosomal subunit; ribosome. The transcript has 2 exons. Bases 96 to 386 code for a protein of 96 amino acids. The record is from RefSeq and is a predicted model, not a curated record.
ACCUUAAAUAAUUUUGCCUUAUUCUAACCUAACUUAAUCUAUUGUUGUGUUUAUUGUUGUAGUUUUUGUGCUGCAUUUCCUCUUCUUUAUAAGAAAUGGCUCUUUUUAAAGUAGUUCCUUCAUUUUUAACUACCAUAUAUAAAAGCAAUGUUACUUGCUUGAUACCAAAGUCUUUCCAUUAUCUUGGAAAUUCUUUGGGAAGUGUUGUUAGUCCGGGUGGGAUUUUUGAUACCAGUUUUCGUACUAUUAUCCGGUGUCAUUUUCCAAGACCAAGUGAAUCAAAAAGAAUUAAGAGACAUGGGUGGAAUAAAAGAAUGAGCAAUGAAAAUGGCAAGAAAAUUUUAAUGCGAAGAAUUUUGAAAGGUAGACAUGUUUAUUCUCAUUAAAUUGUUGACUUCCAUUCUUUAGAUUGUGUUAUACAGUAAAAUAUUGCAAUUA